CGACAUGCGAAUCUGCCCAGAAUGCUAUUCAGUGAGGAUUACCCCAGAAUCUUCCCCGCAGAUGAUCAUCGUUUAGACACGGAUAGAAUGCCGACAGUAGAGUCGGGCCGACGUGGGGGUCACACGAGAUGACAAGUUCCUGACUUCAUGGUUCUAUGGGGUUAGAUGUCACACUGGUUCGGCGUCUAAAUCUGGGGCGUAGUUCGUGGACUGUCAUUUGAGGAGGGAAGAAUUGAUGGGUUCGGCUACCACUUUACAGGCUUCAACUUGUAGUACUUUGAAUGAGUAGCAACCAUGACGAACAUUUUGGAAUCUUUGUUCUCUUUGAAGGGCCGCAAGGCUGUUGUUACUGGCGGGACGAGAGGCAUCGGUCAAGCUAUGGCCCUAUCGCUUGCAGAAGCAGGUGCAGAUAUCAUUCUGGUUCAGAGAGACGAAAAGAACCUUGAAACGAAGACAUUCAUCGAAAAGCUUGACCGACAAGCUUCCGUGUACACCGCAGAUCUAAGCAAUCAAGAACAAGUCGAGAAUCUCAGUAAACGCAUCCUCGCCGACGGCCACGACGUUAGCAUCCUAGUAACUUGCGCCGGAAUCCAACGAAGACAUCCAGCGCAUCAAUUCCCCAUGAGCGACUGGGAUGAAGUCCUCCAAGUCAACCUCCGAACAGUCUGGACUUUAUGCCGCGACCUGGGCUCAUACAUGCUAACCCGCAAGCCCGACGCAAGCGGCCAUCGCGGAAGCAUCAUCAACGUUGCGUCCCUCGUCAGCUUUCAAGGCGGUCUUACGGUCCCCGCGUAUGCAGCAGCAAAAGGUGGAAUUGCACAGCUUACGAAGGCGUUGAGUAAUGAGUGGGCGAAUCAGGGUGUCAAUGUCAAUGCUAUUGCGCCGGGAUAUGUUGCUACGGAUAUGAAUGAGGCGCUGAUCAAUGAUGAGAAGAGGGCUGAGAGUAUCUUGUCGAGGAUUCCGGCUGGGAGAUGGGGAUGUCCUGAGGACUUCAAGGGAGUUACGGUGUUUUUGGCGGGGAAGGGAAGUUUGUAUGUUUCUGGGGAGUUAGUUACUGUUGAUGGUGGAUGGAUGGGACGGUAAGAUCCAAAAGAAGGCAUUACUGCUCACUCAUAAGAUUUAAGUUGACAAUUAAUCACUACGUACUGGCAAACAUGAACAAAGAUUCCCAUGGUGAGUUCAUAUUCUGUGUAGACCUAGCCAGC
Fusarium odoratissimum NRRL 54006 is the source of this 1205-nucleotide messenger RNA. Its product is annotated as 2-deoxy-D-gluconate 3-dehydrogenase. Bases 295 to 1083 code for a protein of 262 amino acids. The transcript is spliced from 2 exons. NCBI's taxonomy places the organism in Eukaryota, Fungi, Ascomycota, Sordariomycetes, Hypocreales, Nectriaceae. Gene Ontology annotation, molecular function: oxidoreductase activity, acting on the CH-OH group of donors, NAD or NADP as acceptor. The record is from RefSeq and is a predicted model, not a curated record.